AUGGGCGUUAAAGACCUGUGGACAGUUUUAACGCCACAUGCCGUUCGCAAACCCAUUUCAGAGCUGCGCGGCAAAAAAGUGGCCAUCGACUUGGCGGGCUGGGUGUGUGAAAGCUUAAAUGUUGUAGACUAUUUUGUUCAUCCGCGGCACCAUUUAAAAAAUUUGUUCUUUCGCACCUGCUAUCUGAUAUGGGAGCAGGUUAUUCCUGUCUUCGUGCUAGAGGGCGUAGCGCCCAAGCUGAAGAGCCAAGUUAUAGCCAAACGAAAUGAGAUGCAAUUCCGAGGCGUGCGUCCAAAGGAAAAGGAUGCGUCUGCUCCAUCAUCAUCACAAGCUACCGGAAAAGCAGAUAAAGGCCGCACUCGUUUCAAUCAUGUGCUCAAACAGUGCGAAACCCUGUUGCUAGCCAUGGGAAUACAAUGCGUUAAAGGACCCGGCGAGGCAGAGGCCUACUGCGCCUUUCUGAAUAAGCACGGCCUAGUUGAUGGCGUCAUUAGUCAGGACUCUGACUGCUUUGCCUAUGGAGCUGUGCGUGUAUAUCGGAACUUUUCAGUUUCAACCCAAGGCGCUCAGGCUGCCUCUGGUGGUGCGGUGGAUAUCUACGAUAUGCGGGAAAUUUGCACCACAAUGGACUUUGGCCAACACAAGGUUAUUGUAAUGGGAUUGCUAUGUGGCUGCGACUAUUGUCCGGAUGGCAUCGGUGGCGUUGGCAAGGACGGCGUUUUGAAACUGUUCAACAAAUACAAAGAGACGGAAAUCUUGGCCCACAUUCGCACUUGGCGUCAACAAAUUGAAAAAUACAAUGCACUAGAGGUGCGUGUGGACGACAAAUCCAUUUGCAGCAACUGUGGUCACAUGGGACGCACCCAAAGUCACACCAAGAGUGGCUGCGGGGUCUGCCGCACACAUCGCGGAUGUGAUGAAAGCUUGUGGAAGGAGCAACGUUUGUCCAUUAAAGCGGAACUCGCGCUACGCAAAAAGGCACUAACGGUAGAGGACUUUCCAAACGAGGAAAUCAUUGCUGAAUUUUUGACUGAUCCUCCAGUCGUACCAAACUUGAAUCUCAAUUGGAGCAAACCGAACAUUGUGAAGUUUAUUAAGCAGAUCGGCCAUUUGCUGCAAUGGCCCGAAAUAUACUGCUUUCAAAAGUUCUUCCCCAUUUUAACACGUUGGCAGGUGCAGCAGCGAGAUAAAGGCGAAAGCUUGGUAGAACCACUGGAGAUUAUAAAAAAACGUACUGUCAAGGGAGUUGCCAGUUUGGAGCUGCGUUGGCAUGAUGUCAGUGGCUGCUUUACUGGCCUAAUUCCGGAUGAACAAAUCGCGGAAUUUGAAUUGGAGCAUCCAAAGGGUGUGGAAGAGCUAUACUACACAAUCGAACCAUUAAGCAUGCUCGAAGUGGCAUAUCCGGACUUGGUUUCCGCAUUCUUAAAGUCAAAGGAGAAACCACCAAAGAAGUCAGCGACCAGAAAGAAAAAAAACAAAACAGAUGUGCCACUCAGUGCGCUUGAGAAUCUUGAGGACCUGGUAAAGGCAAGUGACGCUAUUUGCGAGGUUGCAACCAAACCUAGACGUGGCAGGAAAAAGGCAGAAGUUGGACAAUCGAGAGAAGGCAUACAAAAAAUAAAUAAAUUUUUAAAGCAUAAAGAAAAUACGCCGUUGAAGAUACAGCCACGCAACACCCUUCGUCAACAAUGUUCCACACCCAUAACCAAAUGCCUGCCCUCUGAUCUAGACAGUGAUUGCGACGCAGAUUUCAAUAUGUCCGAUAUUGUGAAUGGCAUUAUAUCCAAUCCAAAUGCAUUGCCAGUUGUGACCAAACAUGGUGAUCAUAAUUUGCACUACGAGCCCCUGGAUGAGGAUCUUAGCAUGCGCCUGGCCCAGCUUAGUUUGCUGGAUAAAAACGAAUCAAUUAGAUCGCAGCAUUUUCAGAUGCAGAUGCCACUUGUGGAUGACUCGGACUUAAUGCUGCAAAAGCGUCGGAAUCAGUCAAUACAGGAAACGCAGCCACAGACAAAGCGUCUCUCCCUCGACGAUAGUUUUGAUUUGCUAGUCAAGGGGGACCUAAAACGGGUGCCACAUUUGCUGCAGCAACGCACACCAAUCAAAACACCAGUGGAACGCUUCAAACGCCAACAUCGUCUGUCGACAUCAUACAAAAAUACGCCAAAGCAAAGCCCAAAAAAUGUCAGCUACUUUUUCGAUAAUAUCGAUAAUGAAGGAGUUGAUGCAUUUGAGCAGCUAAUGGACGUAAGCAUGGGUCACAAUGAACUGGUAGUCAUUAGUGACAGUGAUUAGCGUAAAGCUUGGAAUUUUAACUUUUCUAAGGAUGUUUUUAAAUUGCUUCUGGAGAUUUUGUCUUCUGAAGCGACUAAGAACAUUAUUUUCGGAAGAACUGUUUAAUUUGUUCAUUCAUUCUUAGUAUUCAUUAACUUAAUGGACAUCACACCCAUCAUUAGAAUACAUUCGGACACUUACAAUCAGAGAUAACAUCAUAUAUUAAUAAAUGGAAUAUUCUUUUGUUACUACAACAGGUUGGGAUGGCUGUAUCGCUAUGCAAUUUAUUGUCGUCUGCAAGACAAGCACACUUUUCCAAUACAAAGUAAAAUUUUAAAAUAAAAAAACCUAA
Scaptodrosophila lebanonensis is the source of this 2623-nucleotide messenger RNA. RefSeq names its product flap endonuclease GEN (gene Gen). The coding region runs from base 1 to 2292 and encodes 763 amino acids. The transcript has 6 exons. The record is from RefSeq and is a predicted model, not a curated record. Gene Ontology annotation, molecular function: 5'-flap endonuclease activity; four-way junction DNA binding. NCBI's taxonomy places the organism in Eukaryota, Metazoa, Arthropoda, Insecta, Diptera, Drosophilidae.